Molecule: messenger RNA, 930 nt
Organism: Haliotis rufescens (red abalone)
Lineage: Eukaryota; Metazoa; Mollusca; Gastropoda; Lepetellida; Haliotidae
Exons: 3
Coding region: 47-868 (273 amino acids)
Source: RefSeq, a predicted model, not a curated record
GGCGUCAACAGAACAGAACGGAACAGAACGGAACAAACCAAGAACGAUGUCUCAGCUUCUAUGCUUCAUCCUGGCUGCUGUCACUCUCAGUCAUUCUACAGUUGGUAUUAAACUCUGGAACUCUAAGACCUCAAGAAGCAACACAAUAUGGCGCGGGAACUGGAACAUGGAUACCUCCACAUACAGGGGUCAGGAGUCGGUGUCUGCUGAACCAAACCCCGACGGCAGCAACUACAAAGUCAGCAGCAUCUUUCUCUCCCAGGGAUCCUACGGCCUCACCGAUCUCUACAGUGGAGCUGAGUUCUACUCCACUCCUCUAGAGCCCAGGGAGUGCCUGACGCUCUCCUACAAAGUGUGGUUCGACGACAACUUCGACUUCGCCUACGGUGGAAAGUUGCCGGGUCUGUACGGUGGCGGGGUCAACUGUACGGCUGGAGGUGACCCAGGCAAGGACUGUUUCACAUCCCGCUUCAUCUGGAGAACAGGAGGCAUGGGUGGAGUGGCACUCUUCACCACAUCUCAGCAGACACCCGAGUUCUGUACCACUGAAGGGGUGGAGUGUAAUGAUGCUUGGGGGCACCGACUGGGCAGCGGAAGUUUCCAGUUCCAGAACGGGACCUGGUACACAAUCCAGCAAACUGUCCGCCUUAACACACUCGGCCAGGCUGAUGGCUACGUUCGAAUCGUUGUUGGGGGCGUCGGUAAAGUGUACGACGUCAGUAACGUUGUAAUCAGAGAAUCCCCGGAUGUGAAAGUCGACGGCAUUCUGUUUUCCAACUAUUUCGGCGGGACAUCGUCAUGUUCCGGAAGUCCUGUUGAUACUCAUGUCUACUUCCGGUAUUUCGUCCUCAAGGACAACGUCUGCUAGAAAUAUCUCAAUAUGCAUGUGUUUAAACACAGUGUAACCUCUGUUCUGUUCAUGUUCUUGGU